AUGCGCUGGACUACCGAAAACGAGAACAUCCUCUGGCGUACCAUCUUCCACACACAGGACCUAGCCCUCGAACUAGAAAAAGUCUCUCAAGCCUGGCUUGGCAACGACAAACCAACCCCCAAAAUCAUUGAAGAAAGACUUAACAAAUGCCGCCAAACAGGAAACAACAAAGCCAUCUUCAGCAUGGGUCCCAAGAACGCGAUCGCACCCGCAACCACACUCGUACGCGCGACUGUUACUCUUACUGUUGCCCCUCGCAAAUUGCUCACAAGCAAGAAGGCUGCUGCUGCUGCGAUAUGUGGGAAUUUUGGGACGAAUGGAGCUCUUGCGCCUGCUUCUGCACCAGCAUUGACUACAAUGGGAAUGGGAACGGGGCAGGAGCGAACAUUGGACGCGGACGUGGAAGGCCUAGGAAGACAGCCACACCUGCACUUGUCGAUGUAG
Molecule: messenger RNA, 444 nt
Organism: Aspergillus ruber CBS 135680
Lineage: Eukaryota; Fungi; Ascomycota; Eurotiomycetes; Eurotiales; Aspergillaceae
Exons: 3
Coding region: 1-444 (147 amino acids)
Source: RefSeq, a predicted model, not a curated record